AUGACUGGUGUUUGCACAGCAGAUACGUACAAUCUAAAGUUACUGCCCUCGGUGGUGCGCCAGUCCGAUCGCUACUCCCUGGUAGAUAUUCACAGUGACUGCCGCAACCAUGUCAUGCAUGUUCGUGAAGCACUGCCCAGGGGCUUGGCCCGCAACAUCUUUGUCUUCAAAUUCGGUGCUGCCGUUCUAUGGGACUUGCCGGACAUUGAUACCACUGCUGAUGUGUUAGCACUGACCAAUGAUCUACUGAGGCCUAUAGAGCGAGGCUCUAGUUAUCACGAGUCAGACAUCGCUGAAGACGUGGAGCAGAUGGACUACAUUGUGUCGGCGGCGUCAAAUAAAACGUUUGUUCGUGGAGAAUCAUUGGUGCUGGGUGUCGGCAUGAAACAGAUUCCAGGCGCCGACACCGGCGAGUGGGUGGACGACCAGGUGGCGGUGUCGCAUGCGCUAGCAAAGUCGGUCAGGCUCUCGACGGUGGAAGGGCAGUUGCAGAGCUACGUGCACGAGUGCCAGGAGUUGCUCAUGAAGCCCAAGAGACCGUCGAACAAACGAGAAGCGUGGCUGCGCAUUCUCGAUGUGACGAGCCUGGACACGAAGGCCAAUCAUCCGCCGGUCAACAUGGAUGAUUUCUAUUGGGAACGGAGGGAGCAGGACGACCUCCACGGCCACGUGCUGGGUGUGUUCGACUACAACAGACGCAUAGCCGAAUUCAAUCAGCAGCUGGCAUGCUCUGUCCUGGUGCCACUGCCAGUACCAGUACCGACCCGAACUGCCGAAGUCUACAAAGAUUGGGACACUGGUGAUCUUGAUUCCAAGCUGCAAGGACAGCCGUACGAUCCUGCGUAG
Messenger RNA from Sycon ciliatum, 846 nucleotides. RefSeq lists its product as uncharacterized. The record is from RefSeq and is a predicted model, not a curated record. The coding region runs from base 1 to 846 and encodes 281 amino acids. NCBI's taxonomy places the organism in Eukaryota, Metazoa, Porifera, Calcarea, Leucosolenida, Sycettidae. The transcript is spliced from 3 exons.